This is a messenger RNA of Penicillium oxalicum, 1230 nucleotides long. RefSeq names its product tellurite-resistance/dicarboxylate transporter family protein. Gene Ontology annotation, biological process: malate transmembrane transport. Gene Ontology annotation, molecular function: malate transmembrane transporter activity. The record is from RefSeq and is a predicted model, not a curated record. Lineage: Eukaryota; Fungi; Ascomycota; Eurotiomycetes; Eurotiales; Aspergillaceae. Gene Ontology annotation, cellular component: membrane. The transcript has a single exon. Bases 1 to 1230 code for a protein of 409 amino acids.
AUGUUUCCUCCACAGCAUCCAGGCUUGCUCGUUUCAGACAGCUACGAGCUCCCACAACGCACCGCUCAUUCAUCUCACUCAGAAACCACCAUCGCACCACACCAUGAGGAAAAACCAUACCACCACAAAGAUGUCUCCUUUACCCAGCGUCUUCGUCACUUCACAUGGGCUUGGUAUACCCUCACCAUGAGCACAGGCGGUAUCGCACUCCUCAUCGCCAAUCAACCCAACACUUUUCCCGGUCUCCAACAGAUCGGUCUCGCCAUCUACUUCAUCAACCUCGCCCUAUUUGCUCUCGUAACCUCCCUCAUGGUAGCCCGAUUCAUCAUCCAUCGCAACUUUGUCGACUCACUCGCCCACGAGCGCGAAGGCCUCUUCUUCCCAACUUUCUGGCUCUCCAUCGCAACCAUGAUCACCGGUCUCGAGAAAUACUUUGGUGAAGAUCCCGCCCACUCCUUCUCCACCACCAUGGCGGUCCUCUUCUGGACCUACUGCGCCUGCACCUUCGCUGUGGCCGUCCUGCAAUACUCUUACGUCUUCACCUCCAUCAGCUACAGACUUCAAACCAUGAUGCCCUCCUGGGUUCUGCCCGCCUUUCCUAUCAUGCUAAGCGGGACCAUCGCCUCCGUCAUCGCCGCCCGCCAGCCCCCAGACACAUGCAUCCCCAUCGUCGUGGCCGGCAUCACCUUCCAAGGUCUUGGCUUCUGCAUCAGCUUCAUGAUGUACUCGCAUUACAUCGGCAGAUUGAUGGAAUCUGGCCUUCCGAAUCGUGAGCACCGUCCAGGCAUGUUCAUCUGCGUGGGUCCGCCCGCGUUCACGGCACUCGCGCUCAUCGGCAUGGCACGCGGAUUGCCCGAUUCAUUCGGCGUGAUGGGUCGACCGGACAAUGCGUCUGAUAGACAGGUGCUGGAGACUUUGGCCCUGGCGGCGGGCGCGUUUCUCUGGGCCCUCAGUUUGUGGUUCUUUUGCAUCGCGCUGAUUGCCGUGGUGCGGGCUCCGCCUACCGCGUUCCAUUUGAGUUGGUGGGCGAUGGUCUUUCCUAACACUGGGUUUACGCUGGCGACGAUCACCCUGGCCAAUGCGUUUGAGAGCAAGGCGAUCAAGGGCGUGGGAUCAGCCAUGUCCAUAUGUAUCGUGGCCAUGUGGCUGUUUGUCUUUGUGAACCAUGUGUUGGCGGUGAUUCGGUGCGAUAUCGUGUUUCCUGGCAAGGAUGAGGACGUGAGUGAAUAG